AUUUUGAAGCCAUUUUCUCGUCAUCUUGUCGGUUAUUGUUCUUGCAAUCUCGCAUCUUUAGUCGAUACACAUUUGUAAUUUUGACAAGUUGGUCAACGCGUGGUGUGUGGUCCCUAAAAGGCCUAAUUCAUUACCUGUGUAGAAGUCCAAUGACUAAUUCGUUGGCGACAACCAAUCACAGCGCGUUAGUGACGUUUUGAGGUCCAAAUGUAUAGAGAUUAGCUUUCUGGAGCAUUGACUAAGCGGUCAUGUUACACAUUCUGAGGGGAACUGCACAUUUAUGCUAAGUGCAACUCACAAACUAUGGAAUCUACAUCACAAAAGGCUCAUUUCUUCCAAAGAACAACAUCUUUACUCGACCAACACAUCUAACUUGGAUUUGGAGGCGAAUUGGAAAGAUUACAUGGUUAUUUUUGGCAGUGAUUAUAGUGUUGGAUUGAAGCUCUACAUUGAGCGCGUGGAACGAAGACAAAUAUCGACCUUCCGUGGACAGCAUGAGUGGUUCGACUCCUGAAAACUACACAUGGGCUAGAGAAGUGCUUCAAGAUAUCGAUGAGGGUCGUGCGAGAGGUAACCGCUUAGCGCUAAAAAUACGCUCGCGUAUCCAGAGCGCCUUGUUUAGUAUCGGAUGCCUGUCUCAGCGUCAUUGUGGAAAAAUUGUUCUUUUUGGAUUUCUGGUAAUGUCUAUCUUCGCCAUUGGAUUAUCACGGGCAAAGCUAGAAACGAAUGCAGAGAAGUUAUGGGUCGAAGCCGGUGGAAGAUUAGAAAGAGAACUGCGCUAUACCGAAGCUGCACUUGGGAAAGAAUUCGGUAGCACACAGGAAAUCGUGAUUCAAACACCAAACUCUAAAGGAACAAAUAUUCUUACAGUAGAAGCCAUGUUGCUGCAUCAAAAGGCGCUCAAGCAAGCAGCAAAACUCAAAGUCCAUGUUGCUAAUAGAGAUUGGUCUCUCAAGGAUCUGUGUUAUGCUCCUAGUUUUCCACUCUUUUACAAUAGCAUGUUAGGGGAGAUAAUGCAUCAUCUAAUACCAUGUACCAUCAUAACGCCGAUGGACUGUUUCUGGGAGGGUGCAAAGGUUCAUGGGCCUGAAAUAGACAUGACUUUACCGGAUGAUUCACAGAGAAGUUACCUCAAAUGGACCGAUUUAAAUCCAAUCGACCUGCUGAACAAGAUCCAGGAAUCUUUUAGUUCUUGGGAGAUGAAGAAAUUCCGUACAUUGUUCAAGGAGGCUGGUAUCACCACUGGAUAUUUAGAGAAGCCGUGUCUCAACCCUAAAGAUCCCGGAUGUCCCAGAUUAGCACCGAACUUUCAUUCAAAGGAGGUUCCAGACAUCGGUGCCGAAUUAACAGGUGGUUGCCAUGGUUUCGCUGCUAAAUUUAUGGAGUGGCCUGAAGAGAUUAUUGUGGGUGGUGUCAUUAAGAACCGAUCAGGAACGAUUAGAAGUGCUUCAGCUCUACAGAGUGUAGUGCUAUUAAUGGGCGUAAACAACCUUUACGACUACCAUCAAGAUAGAUACUGGAAGGGAGAUGGUUCUUAUAAGUGGAAUGUUGACAUCGCAAGGGAGGUUCUGGAGACAUGGCAAAAGAAUUUCACCAAGGUAAUGAACGAGGUGACCGAUGAGACCGAGGAAGAGUUCAGUAUUCUGGCCUUCACGUCAGCAUCUUUCAACGAACUCCUGAAAGAUUUCUCCAAGACAAGCACUGUCCGCCUUGCCAUGGGAUAUGUGCUGAUGCUCAUCUACUCGGGUUUGACUUUAAAGAAGUGGAAUAACGCAGUGCAAUCCCAGGGUGCUUUAGGGGUUGCUGGCGUUGUCUUGGUAACCGUAGCUGUUGUAUCUGGACUUGGUUUCUGUACAUUUUGUGGAAUUGCCUUCAAUGCUUCAUCCACACAGGUUUUGCCUUUUCUUGCUCUCGGUCUUGGAGUAGACGACAUGUUUCUGUUGGCACAUACUUAUGCUUCGAUUUCAGAACGUGGUGAAAUCCAUCCUUCAGAUCAAGUUGGAUAUACUUUAGGACGUACUGGUGUCAGUAUCUUCCUGACAUCCUUCAACAACAUGGUAGCGUUCCUCAUGGCUGUUAUCAUUCCAAUCCCAGCCCUAAGGGCUUUCUCCUUCCAGGCAGCUGUUAUCGUGAUGUUCAACUACUUUGCGAUUAUCAUCGUUUUUCCUGCGAUGAUCGCCAUCGAUGUGAAAAGAAAACGAGACCAAAGAUACGACUUAUGCUGCUGCAUACAAAGGGAUGUACCUCAAAGGAUCUCAAUCACACCAAGCUCAACAACAGAUAGUGCAAUGGUCCUUCGUAGAUUCCACAACUCGUGCAGCUCGUUGUCGUCUGUAACGAAUUCUGGUGUCAAUGCAGGCGCUGUUGUAUUACCUGGUAAUAUGCAAGCUACUGCGCUGGGGACAGUUUCUCUUCCUGGGGCUGUUACAGUACAGGCUUCUGCUGUUGCUGAAAUAAGUAAUGGAGGUAAUUCAGUGUGUAACACGAUACUUCCUCUAUCGGUAAGCGGACUCAACAGCCAAGAUAUUUUGACUGUAAGUGCAGGAGAUGGGCGAACCGCCGUGGGUGCUGGUUGUCGCGUUGAAAGAAGCACAUUACGUGAACAUCCCACUGACACAAACAUAGACGUUGUAGUACCUAACAGAACCAAUACUGUACGUUACGAUAACAAAGAGAAACCCAAGAAGCACGUAUCAAGGAAUAAUAAUGUAAAUACUAGAACAAUAGAACACAAUUCUCGGCCUGUGGGACGCAGUUCUGAUCAAUCGUUACGCGAUUCUUCAAGGAAUUCAUCACAUAACAAAAUGAUGGACUCAAAAUGGGUGAAAAUGAAAAAAAAGCUACGAGUUUUAUCUCUUGCAUACUUCGCCAAACACUACUAUGGACCCUUCCUGCAGAAGCCUUCCACAAAGACUGUUGUGAUACUACUGUUCAUCGCUAUGUUAGUUGCUGGUGCUUACGGGUGUCUGUUGGUACGUGAUGGACUGGACUUGACAGACUUGGUCCCCAAGAACAGCACAGAGCACAAGUUUGUUACGGCUCAGUACAUGUACUUCUCCUUUUAUUCCAUCUUUGCUGUCACGAUGAAAAACUUUGAUUACAGCAAAGAACAGAAUCUGAUGUACGAGUACCAUGAUGCUUUCAAACGAGUAUCGAAUGUAUUAAAGACACCCGAGAUGGAACUGCAGCCAUUUUGGUUGAUGUACUUUCGUGACUGGCUCAAAGAUGUUCAGACGUCUUUCGAUGAAGAAUGGGCAUCAGGAACCAUAACAUACUCUGGUUGGUACGAAAAUGCAAGCGACAGUGGUAUCCUUGGUUACAAGAUGUUGGCACAGACAGGCAAUGAAAAUUAUCCUGUCAAUAGAUCUCAAGUUCGUUCCGUGCGCCUUGUUGAUGAUCAAGGUAUCAUACGCCCUCAAGUGUUCUAUCACUACCUGACUGUGUGGUAUAACGUGGAUACCAUGGGGUACACGGCGUCACAGGGGAAUGUUAGACCAAAGCCAAGCAACUGGAACAACAACAGAGACUCAAAAGAACCUCGAAACAUGAAAAUCGAGCCUGCCGAACCAUUAGAAUUCUCACAGCUGCCAUUUUACUUGGUCAACAUGAAAGACACAGCAGAUUUCGUCAAGGUUAUCAAGGAAGUUCGUGAGAUAUGUGACGAGUUCAAAGAGAAAGGUUUAUCAACGUAUCCAUCUGGAAUACCCUUCACCUUCUGGGAACAGUACGUUUGGUUAAGACACAACCUUUUUAUCGCCAUCAUUGUCAUCCUUGCAGUCAGCUUCAUCGUCAUGGUAAUCGUCCUAUGUAACCUGUGGGCUGCUGCCAUUAUCGUUCUCGCUCUUACCUUGAUAACAGUACAAGUAUUUGGUUUCAUGGGUUUGACUGGGAUCAAACUAAGCGCAGUUCCUGCUGUUACUCUUAUCCUUUCUGUGGGAGUCGGUGUCGAGUUUACAGUUCACAUGUGUCUGGCAUUCUUAUCUGCAACAGGUGAAAAGAACAUUCGAAUGCAGAAGGCAAUUGAACAAGUGUUUUCUCCUGUAUUGGAUGGAGCUGUUUCGACCUUCUUGGGUGUCGUGAUGCUAGCUGGUUCUGACUUCGAUUUCAUCGUUAGAUAUUUCUUUCAUCUUCUUUGUGCGCUGAUCGUAAUCGGAGUUACAAAUGGUUUAGUAUUACUCCCUGUCUUCUUGUCCAUGGCAGGACCUGCGCCAGAGGUGGAAGCAGUACGGCCACCAGGCACCGCAUCAUCAGCAGGAUCCCAACGUGAACUUCUACCAGUGUCAUCAUGUAGAAGAGGAACACCUCCUACUGACUCGCAGGUUUGCAUCCUGGAUACCUCAGGUUACCAUAACAGCAAACAAGACGAUAAGACUGAUAAUAGCCGGCAUCAUCAUCGUAAACGACCAAGAGGUGAAAGACAUUACAAUCGGCGCGUUCAUGCGUCUAAUGCCAAUAAAUCUAACAGUUCACCGCGGGCAUCACGAGUGACGUAUGAUCUAGAAUCUUCUAGUUCUGUUGUUGCUAGGGUAACGGCAACAGCUACGGUUACUGUUCAGGUACAUGCGGAACAAAUUCCCAAUGAAAGGACGAUUUGUGAACGCGUUCAGGAUAAUGUACAGUCGUCGUCUCAUAGAUCGACUCAAGCAGCAGGUCAGAUCCAGUAUGGAGAGAUUACUAUUGAAGACCUAGAAGAACACACCCAAGUCAAAUAGGUUGGAACAGAGUCGUCCAAAAAGGAUUGGGAAAUAGCAAAUGAAGAAGCGGAGGGCGUAGCUGGACCACCUCUGGUUCCUACGAAAUAUAAAGUGUUUCCCACAAGUAUAAUACACUUUCUGGAAGGGUGAAGCAAGUUGCCAUGUACAAUAAACUACAGUGAUGCAACAGUACAUACUACAUGCAUGGAGGUGUACUUAUAUCAUAUAUAUACGUAGUAUUGACCAACUAUGCAAGAUGGUCGUCGUCUUAUUGGCCAGCAUCAUUGAACAAGUAACAUGAUACUGAUUAUAUUAUACAAUGGUGCAAUAUCUACAAAGAUGGAUAGAAACUUGCAAUGAAACUUACAGAUCAAGGAUUGGAUAUUCUCAAGGCAAGACAAUAAUGAAAAACAGAAAAUGUUUAGAUUUUACUGAAGAUGCGUUGAAUUGUGAAUAUAAAGUGCUGUAAGAUGGAAAACACUACAAAUACUUAUCUAUCAUGUACAGCACAUAUACUGUUGAAGGAUUCUGUAUGGUUACUUUAUUUAGCCAUCAACAGGGACUGAAGACAAUCGUAUCGGCACUAACUAACAUCCCGUUCUGUUAGUAACACAAUGACAUUAUUAAUGGAGUACAUGACAGUUUAGAGUAACAGAUGGUAGGAAAACACCCAUCUAUCGUUACACACUAGCCUAAUGAGUAGAAACAAAAUAUUAUGAUUUAUGAAGCAAGUAUAAUUUAUUUAUUCAGUGGAAUGUAAAUAAGUUGUAAAAAACUGAUCCCAUAUAUAAGACAGCUUGGACGAAUCGUUUAGAUACUCAACACUGACACAAGUUUGUCACCUCUGUAAUGUUUAUCGGUAUGGACCAAGAGAAAAUUGAUUAAUUCCUACAAUAUAGUAAGAAAAAUACGAGAAUAUUCAAACCUGAUAUUGGCUGAAGCGAAAAGGAAUCAUAGGACGGUAUCAAGAGGCCGGGUUACAUUCUCCAUGGUCACUCUGUGCUGAAUGUGACGUCAUCGCCGUCAUGUUGGAUGAGGAAGACUGUUCACAAGAAUAACCGGUUUCAUCGAAUAUCAUAUUUGAAAUAACUAAAACUAUUCAAAUUGCAUCUCACAAAUAUAUGUACCUCAAUUAUAUAUAAUAUUUCAAAAUUUAAGACAGAGAAAUUGCAAAACAGUUAAUAUACUGAAAAUUUAAUUCCAGUUAAAUUAGAAAACAAUUUACUAGUAGAUAAGGUCUUUUACGUACAGGAGGAUUUUGGUUCUCAGUCUUGGUCUGAUUCAAGAAGAUUUCAAAGAGAUUUCAGACAUACUUCUAAGUUUAGUGAAAUAAUUAGUGAGUUAUACCCCAGAGCGGAGAAUCUAGGGCUGCUUGAAUCAAUGAGAAUCCAACAGCCUUGAAGGAAACCCUUUUCUGGGGUCUCUUCCUCCAACUCUAAAAGGAAAUAUAAUUAGUGAAUGUUUGUAUUAUCAAAGUGAUAGAAGCACGAAUGAUUUCCUUUCAACAAAGGCAUCAGGUAUCAUGUAUUGACUGUGAAAGAGAAGGACUGACAGAUAGUUUGUUAGUCAUACGUUAUUUAUUAAGUACUGCAGAUCAUCAAUAUAUCAUCUUGUAUACUCUUGAAA
Messenger RNA from Actinia tenebrosa (Australian red waratah sea anemone), 6320 nucleotides. Its product is annotated as protein patched homolog 1. Gene Ontology annotation, biological process: negative regulation of smoothened signaling pathway. The record is from RefSeq and is a predicted model, not a curated record. Gene Ontology annotation, cellular component: plasma membrane. Gene Ontology annotation, molecular function: smoothened binding; hedgehog family protein binding; hedgehog receptor activity. NCBI's taxonomy places the organism in Eukaryota, Metazoa, Cnidaria, Anthozoa, Actiniaria, Actiniidae.